CGAUCGAGAUGCCAUCUUUGAAUCGGUGGUGAUGGAAGAGGCGCGGUGGCGGACAUGUUGGAUUCGAUGAGCUUAGAAACACGGGUUCGGUGCGGUUCGAGCGGCCAGUUUGCGUCUCACGACGGACGAGGAAGCAGCUUGUCGUCGCAGUUCGACUUUCCACCCUGUCCUGGGGCAUUGUCGGCCAAGUCGAUGUUAAGAAAACUGUUAAGAAAACGAUACGUUUUUUCUAUUGGACGAAGUUACAAGCAUGGAUUGGACUUACAAGGGAAGGCAGAAGAAAGUCGAAGGCUUACAUGGGGGGCUUCCGCGCGAAAUCAAGAUCUUGGUUUUAAGCCAACUUUGCCAAGUAUUUAUCGAACGGAAGGGGGAGAUGCACGAGGAAUAGAAGAUUGAGAGACACUGUUGUGAACGAUUCUCGGACUCGUUGUUGGAAGAGGAUCUGCGACCGCCUACCUGGAUCAUCGAUACCGAUUUUUCAUCCAAGGAUACCUUAUAUUCGCCACGCAUGCGGCCAUUCGAGACGCGGUGAAACAUAGGGACAUUUGGACGGACACGAAAAUACACUCUUAUCGAUUCCGCGAAACUCUGAACGAUUCCUUGCUUACCCCGAGCCACGUCGAUAAUUAAUUACGAGGAUUGAGAUUGCACGGAUUCGAGACGUUCUUUAACGAAGGCAGAUUUGAAGGAAAAGUUGCAUCGAGCGUCAUCGAUUUCCUUCGAAGAAUCUCGAUC
This is a messenger RNA of Apis dorsata (giant honeybee), 735 nucleotides long. RefSeq lists its product as uncharacterized. The record is from RefSeq and is a predicted model, not a curated record. The coding region runs from base 55 to 396 and encodes 113 amino acids. The transcript has 4 exons. Lineage: Eukaryota; Metazoa; Arthropoda; Insecta; Hymenoptera; Apidae.